AUGCCACCCGAAGGAGGCACGGGGGCUGGGCUACUGUCAGGUCGCCCAAGCCUAGACAGGGGAAGUCGAGAGGCAGAGGUCGGGUUCGAACCGCGGACAAUGACGAAGACGACCGGUGUCUUUGCAACAUUCCUUCUACUUUUGGUCAUCUGCAAUGCAAAACAGGCACAAGAAGCUGCCACGAAACCAAAGAAACACGAUUUAGAGCAAGUGCUCAGUGAAAUUGAAGUGAGUGAUCCAGAAUGGGAGACGAAAUGCCCAGAUGGAGAUCACGGGCAUAACAUUUGUCAUACAAAGGGGAAAAACUGGAGCGAAUUCGUUAGGAGCAUGCUACGCGCAAUGUCCAAAGUGGCAGCCUACAUUUUACAGGAGAAACACAACCAUGAUGAUGAUGAUGAAUAA
Messenger RNA from Opisthorchis viverrini, 402 nucleotides. RefSeq lists its product as hypothetical. The transcript has 2 exons. Lineage: Eukaryota; Metazoa; Platyhelminthes; Trematoda; Opisthorchiida; Opisthorchiidae. The record is from RefSeq and is a predicted model, not a curated record. The coding region runs from base 1 to 402 and encodes 133 amino acids.